Molecule: messenger RNA, 1625 nt
Organism: Chiloscyllium plagiosum (whitespotted bambooshark)
Lineage: Eukaryota; Metazoa; Chordata; Chondrichthyes; Orectolobiformes; Hemiscylliidae
Source: RefSeq, a predicted model, not a curated record
ACAAUCAGCAACUGCAGUAUCGACCACAGGAUCCACCAGAUCCUGUUUCCCGCCGUCUACAUUGGGGUCUUCAUCAUUGGCCUCCCGACCAACCUGCUGUCCCUGUAUCACAGCUACCUACAGAUCAGGCAGAAGAAUGAGCUGGGAAUCUAUCUCUGUAAUCUGACCAUCUCAGACCUUUUGUACCUCCUUUCCUUACCUUUGUGGAUUCAGUACAUGCUGCAGCACGAUGACUGGCAACAUUCUCGGGAACUUUGCAUCUUCAGCGGUCUGCUCCUCUACCAGAAUAUUUACAUCAGUAUUGGCUUCCUCUGCUUCAUUGCCAUUAAUCGCUUCCUUGUUGUGGCUUACCCUCUGAAAUUUAAAUUCAUACACAGCAGGAAGGCAGCUUUGCUCAUCAGUAUUCUCAUCUGGCUCAAGGAGAUAGCCGUCUGCACCAUUUACAUGGGCUCCAAGGUUCUCAGUAAAGACGAGGGGAAUGACACCCUGUGUUUCGAACAUUAUCCUCUGCGCCUAAAGGACAAAUAUUUAAAUAUUUACAAACUCUCCAUUGGCUUCGGUCUCCCUUUGAUUUUAUUCCUCUACUCUUACUUUAAACUGUUGAGGGUUGUGCAAAAUCUCCGUGGGUCUGAACGACAGCGGAAAUUAAGAAUAAAAAAGUUAGUAUCUGGGAUAAUCAUAAUUUUCCUGGUUUGCUUUGCCCCUUAUCACAUUUUCCUGAUGGUCCGAAGCAUAUUUGAGUACGACUGUCCCUUUGCUGACAGUAUUUUUGAGGUUUACCAUGUCGGGCUGCUGCUGAUGAGCUUCAACUGUGUGGCUGACCCCAUCUUGUACUGUUUUGUCUCUCCAAGUUCAAAGGGUUGGUUAGCAAGGUUUCUCAAUCCUGUUAGCAAGCUCCUUUCUUGUGCAAAAAGGCAAACAAUCACAGAUGAAAACCUCAGUUUGAAUUAAUAUUGAACCCAUCUCUCAAGCUCAUUUCUCUUUGCCAUUCCAUCUGAAUUAUUUAGUUGAACCGUUUGCAUUGUAAUAACGCCUUUAACAUAGUAAAACAUCCUCAGAUAUUUCACAAUGAUUGAAUUAAACUAAAUGUUGCACCAACAUGGAGAGAGCUGUAUAAGAAAUCACAGUGAGUUUGUUGUACUGUCAUUUUCAGCUCUCUGCUACUUUAAAUCAUUUUCACCUGUCCUUUGCCACCCAAUUCCAAAUUGUCAUUCCUCAGGUGUUUGGAGUGAAACACUGCAAACAUUUUAAAUUGAUCCUUUCACUAAAUUUGUUUCAACAGCUCAUAGCACAUGUCUGAGAUAGGUGGGACUUGAACCUCAAACGUCUGAUCCAGAAAUAGGUCAUUGCUACUGCAUAACCAGAACUAGCUCCAGCCCCAUUAUCACUGAAAUGUCUCCAACACUAUUGAGGGAGACAAGGUGAAUGGCCAUUGAUGAGUGGAGCAAGCCUGAGUUUGCAGCUCCCUCUCCUGGCAGUUCUGAAAACUGCAGGCAAUGUGAGCAGUGUCACAAUCACUGAUUUGUAUUCUCAUCUUUAUAAACAUUGCAGGAGGCCAGUAUAAAGUUGGUAUCAGCAUAUAUCAACUUAUGAGGGGUUCAGGUACAUAAUUCUUUGAAGUUUGC